AUGUCUAAGAAUAAGAGCAGCGAGUCAGUGAAGGUGGUAGUUCGAUGCCGCCCUUUGAACAGGAGAGAGGAGUCCCAUGGGCCAGCAGGGGGCAUCGUACAGAUGGACCUGCGGCUCGGACAGGUGAUCAUCCGAAACCCUCGCGCGCCGCCCAGCGAACCCCAGAAAACAUUCACGUUCGACGCAGUUUAUGAUGCGAACUCUAAACAGCGUGACUUGUACGAUGAGAGUGUGCGACCGCUGAUAGAUUCGGUGCUCGCAGGGUUCAACGGUACCAUAUUUGCAUACGGGCAGACCGGGACAGGAAAGACGUACACCAUGCAGGGGGCGUGGAUGGACCCGGAGAAACGAGGAGUGAUACCCAACGCCUUUGAUCACAUCUUCACACACAUCUCCCGCUCACAGUCGGACAAGCAGUACCUGGUUCGGGCGUCCUACCUCGAGAUCUAUCGGGAGGAGGUCAGGGAUCUCCUGGAUCCCAAUCAUGGCAAUGCCCGGGCCCUGGAGCUCAGGGAGAAUCCUGACACCGGGGUGUACGUACAAGACCUCACGUCAUGCGUCUGCAAGAGCAUCAAAGAAAUCGAGGAGGUGAUGAACGUGGGCAACCAGGCGAGGGCGGUUGGGGCGACAGACAUGAACGAACAUUCUUCCAGGUCCCAUGCCUUGUUCCUGAUCACAGUGGAGUGCAGCCAGCCUGGACCAGAUGGGAGGAAACACAUCCGGGUUGGUCGCCUUAACCUGGUGGACCUGGCUGGCAGCGAGCGCCAGGCCAAGACAGGCGUCCAGGGAGAGCGCCUGAAGGAGGCUGCCAAGAUCAACCUUUCCCUGUCAGCUCUGGGGAAUGUGAUCUCAGCGUUGGCGGAUGGGCGUAGCAGCCACGUGCCAUACCGGGACUCCAAGCUGACCCGCCUUUUGCAGGACUCUUUGGGUGGGAAUGCUAAGACUGUCAUGGUGGCCACUCUAGGCCCGGCGCCCCAGCACUACGACGAGACCAUCACCACCCUCCGCUACGCCAAUCGAGCCAAGAACAUCCAGAACCAACCCAAAGUCAACGAGGACCCAAAAGACGCCCUGCUGCGUGAAUUCCAGAUGGAAAUCGCUCGCCUCAGGGCCCAGCUCAACCACAGGAAGUGGAGGAGCCAACAGAAGAAGGAGCUGGUGGACGGCGAGGGCUGGGAGAGAGAUGGGGAUGAAGAUACUGAGGGUGAAGAAGGGGAAGAGGUGGAGAAGGAGGCAGAGGAGUACGUGAAGCAGGAAGAGCAGCGGCUGGAGAGGGAGAAGGAGGCCAUCAGGGGAGAUCGUUCCCUGUUGGCUGAAGAUAAGCAGAGGCUUCUGGGGGAGAAGGAGAGGAUGAUGGGGGAUCUGAGGAAGGAGCAGGAAGCCGCCGAGCAGCUGACCGCCAGGUACAAGGCAAUGGAGAGCAAGCUUCUGGUCGGAGGAAAGAACAUCAUAGAUCACACCAAUGAGCAGCAGAAGAUGCUGGAGAUGAAAAGAAAUGAGAUUGCUGAGCAGUCAAGCAGGGAGAGGGAGAUGCAGCAGCAGAUGUUGGUCCAGGACGAUGAGACGCUGGAACUGAGGGAGACUUUCACUUCUCUGCAGCAGGAAGUGGAAGCCAAGACCAAGAAACUCAAGAAGUUGUACGCCAAGCUCCAGUGCAUUAAAGCGGAGAUCCAGGACGUUAACGACGAGCACGUGAGGAGCCGGCAGGAGCUGGAACAGACUCAGAACGAGCUCACCAGAGAGCUGAAAUUUAAGUAUCUGAUCAUAGAGAACUUCAUCCCUCCUGAGGAGAAGAACAAGAUCAUGAACAGACUGACGUUUGAUCCCGAGGAGGAUCAGUGGAAGUUUCAACCUCUCGUCCCUGCCGAAAGUAAAUCCAGGCAGAUGAAGAAAAGGCCGACAUCUGCAGUCGGAUACAAACGACCCAUCAGCCAGUACGCCAGGGUUGCCAUAGCGAUGGGAGCUCAUUCCAGAUACAGGGCGGAGAACAUCAUGUUUCUGGAGCUGGACAUGACUCCUCCAAACACCGCCUCUCUGGAUCGAUCAGCGGGGGCCGACCCCAACCAAAGUCCCUCUCUGGACAACUCCCCCACCAAGGACAGAGUCCGCAAGUCUCGCUCCUGGUGCCAGACUCCAAAAUCCAUCACUUCCUCCUCUUCCAAUGUUUCCUUGGCGGCGUGCCACACCGCCACGCCCGCAGCGGCGCAGUGAAACUUUGAAGCUUCUGCAAAUAAUUUUUUUAUUGUUAUUUAUUUACCAGAAUUCUUCUUUGUCUUUUUUCUCUUCUUCUUCUUCUUCUUCUUCUUCUUCCGGUGCUGGGACACAAAACACACAAUACCAACUCCUGAGAAAAUACAACAAGUACAUGAUCUCGUGACAGGAAACUAAAAGGACCAUACAAACCUCAUAGACUCUGUUAAACAAAUACUGACGAGACCCUUCGGACCCCUCUCCUUUAUCUGCAUGUAUGAGACAAAGAGCCUCGGAUCAUCCUCUUAACAUUCAAACAACUGGCUGCAGAGCAGUACUGCCCAGUGUGUGUGUAUGUGUGUGUGUGUGUGUGUGUACUGUACAUACAGGGCUGUGUGAUUGCCUCUUUGUGUUUCUAAUUGUGACCAGUGUGGAGCUGAAAGCUGCUUGAAUCCCAUGUAAGAUAUCUGUGUAUAUAUUUCAUGUUUUGGGUGUAAAAGAAGGGGGGAAGAUGGGUUAGAAAUGAAUUCUUUCAGACAGUUCAUGUCCAUGUGGACUUCUGGGUUUGAGACUAGUAGAAGAUAACGAUAUAACAUAUGAAGUGUACUGUUGUGGGUCAGAUGAGGUAGUUUGAAACCUGAAUGAAGACCUUUGUCGUACAUGUUGUCUCCCAUCAAUCAUCUGUCCCUCCAUCAUGUUGAAUUCAAAAGAAAUGCCUUAAAAAUAAUCAGAUUAAAACAAAGAUACUUAGGCAUGUAACACCUCCAAAAAGAUUUUCUGGACUUUGGAUACAACAACAAAAUGUGUCAAAUGGGAAUAUUUAGUCGUCUAUGAUAGUCAACUGAGUAUCUUUGGGUUGUGGACUGUUGGACAGGACAAAACAAGACAUUUGAGGAUGUUAUCUUUGGCUUUGGAAAACAGUGAUAGACAUUUUCCCCAUUUUUCUGACAUUUUGUAGGCCAGACAAUGAAUUUAGUUAAUCAAUAGGCCUGUCAGGAUACUUUUGUUGGACGAUAUAUUGUCUAAGAAAUAAC
Molecule: messenger RNA, 3224 nt
Organism: Scomber scombrus (Atlantic mackerel)
Lineage: Eukaryota; Metazoa; Chordata; Actinopteri; Scombriformes; Scombridae
Product: kinesin-like protein KIF3C
Exons: 8
Coding region: 1-2211 (736 amino acids)
Biological process (GO): microtubule-based movement
Molecular function (GO): microtubule binding; microtubule motor activity; ATP binding
Source: RefSeq, a predicted model, not a curated record